Molecule: messenger RNA, 930 nt
Organism: Athene cunicularia (burrowing owl)
Lineage: Eukaryota; Metazoa; Chordata; Aves; Strigiformes; Strigidae
Gene: ALAD
Product: aminolevulinate dehydratase
Exons: 11
Biological process (GO): heme biosynthetic process
Cellular component (GO): cytosol
Molecular function (GO): porphobilinogen synthase activity; zinc ion binding
Source: RefSeq, a predicted model, not a curated record
CCUGCCUGGAGCCCUGCCUGCCCACAGCUGCCAACUCCAGUUCACCCAAGGGCUGUCCCCUUCUCUUCUCCUUCCACAGCCUCCUAGGGAAGGCCCAAGAUGCAGGCAGACUCCCUUCUUCACAGCGGCUACUUCCACCCGGUGUUACGCUCCUGGCAGUGUACAGCAACCACCCUCGAUGCUUCCAACCUCAUCUACCCCAUUUUUGUCACUGACAGCCCUGAUGUGGUGGAGCCGAUCCCCAGCCUCCCUGGACAAGGCAGGUAUGGAGUCAACAAGCUGGAGGGGAUGCUGCGUCCCCUCGUUGGGGAUGGUCUGAAGUGUGUGCUCAUCUUCGGGGUGCCCAGCAAGGGCCACAAGGAUGAGAGAGGCUCCGCGGCUGAUGCGGAGGACACGCCUGCCAUCCAGGCAAUCAAGAAGAUCCGCUCCACCUUCCCAGAGCUGCUGAUUGCCUGCGAUGUCUGCUUGUGCCCUUACACCUCCCACGGGCACUGCGGUAUCCUGCGUGAAGAUGGCACCAUCCAGAAUGAGAUCAGCUGCCAGCGGCUGGCCGAAGUGGCGCUGGCCUACGCCAAAGCAGGUUGCCACAUUAUUGCCCCCUCAGAUAUGAUGGAUGGGCGCAUCGCGGCCAUAAAGGCAGCACUGAUCUCCAAUGACUUGGGCAACAAGGUCUCGGUGAUGAGCUACAGUGCCAAGUUCGCUUCGUGCUUCUACGGUCCCUUCAGGGAUGCCGCGCUGUCCAAACCCGCCUUUGGAGACAGGCGAUGCUACCAGCUGCCCCCGGGUGCCAGGGGCCUGGCCAUGCGUGCAGUGGACCGGGACGUGCGUGAGGGAGCAGACAUGCUGAUGGUGAAGCCGGGGAUGCCCUACCUGGACCUUGUGAGGGAUGUCAAGGCUCGACACCCCACCCACCCGCUGGCCGUGUACCAC